Messenger RNA from Elaeis guineensis (African oil palm), 2068 nucleotides. The record is from RefSeq and is a predicted model, not a curated record. NCBI's taxonomy places the organism in Eukaryota, Viridiplantae, Streptophyta, Magnoliopsida, Arecales, Arecaceae.
GGAACUUGAUACUUGAGUGUGUUGAAUUUUGAUGUAUGGAUCCCAAUCUCCGGUUGAAAAAAGGUUUCUUUCAAAGAAAAAUCGAGUUUUGAGGGGAAUGAUUGCUCGUUUCUUGAGAAAGAUGGCUGCUUGGUUUUAAUCUCUCUGUCUUUUAGAUGUUUGCGCUGCUGUAUCUUCCUUGGUCUUGCUCCUGCUUUUCCAUUUACUUAAUUUGAUCUCGGUGUUUCAGUUCAUUCAUUCAGGAUUUUAUGUGAACUUUCAAAAUUUCCCAUCUUUGCAUGGGGGUUUAGAUUUGGGGCAUCAAUUUUAGACGGGGUUUUUUUGAGUAUAUGCCCAUGAGAUCAUCUUUGUCGUCAGUCAUCAUCUAGGAUACCAUGUUUUUCCUUUUGUUCGCUGUGGAUGCAGUUAAAAAAAUGUAAAGAUUUCGGUUGCAGGUGAGUGUUGAGGCCGUUGGGCAUGAAAUACCUUUGGAGUUAGACCUUGGUUGGGGCAAGAGGAUUAGCUUUUGAUCUGAUCUUUUUAGGUGUGGUGUGAUUGACCAUGAUGCAGACUGCAAUUGCCUUCAAAAAUCAUGGAGGACUUGGCGAGAAUUAUGUCAGUCAGCCAUCCCAGGCUACUCUGAUGCCUUGGUGGAUUGGGUCUCAACCACUCUAUGGGGAACCUUUUGGCCAACUGAAGUCUUUCACCGAGGAACAUCCUCAUGGAGAGGGCCACUUACCAGCUGCUCCCCGACAAAUGCAUCAUGCUGUAAACCCAGGGCCAGGGCCGGCUGUCCCCGAGAAAGGGGGAGAUGGUAUGACUAAAUUCUUGCUAUUUCCAGACUUCAAGGACUCUGGAAAAGAGCAGAAGGCUCAGCAACAUUCUGGAAUCAUCUCUUUACAGUCAUGUUUGCCUGAACAUCAAGGUCAUUUUGAACUGGGAGUUGGUCAAUCUGUGGUUUGUUCCAAUUAUUCUUAUGUUGGUCAGAGCUAUAGCCUCUAUGCACCUUAUGGAGCUCAAGCAAUGCAGGGGCGCAUGCUUUUACCAUUGACUGCUGAUGGGCCGAUCUAUGUGAAUGCGAAGCAGUUUCAUGGUAUCCUACGGCGUAGACAGGCUCGUGCAAAGGCAGAGAGAGAGAACAAACUGAUCAAAGUCAGGAAGCCAUACCUGCAUGAGUCACGCCACCAACAUGCUAUGCGCCGGGCAAGGGGCUGCGGUGGUCGCUUUCUGAGCAUGAAAAGUGAAGGCACUGGACAAAGUGGUAAUAUCAAUACCAAAGUGAGAGAUGAGGUGCCAGCAGCUCGUCAUGCCACAUCUCCAAGUUCUGAAGUCCUGCAGUCUGAUAGCGGCAAUAUCAACUCAGCAAGUGGCGGCUCAAGCUUAUCAGGAUCGGAGGUUACGAGCAUGUAUGCUCGGGAGAAUGAUCACUUCCAGUUCAUUGAGCAUCUUCAUCCAUCUGUUUUCCACCCGCUGCCCAAUAUGAUGGAUGGAGAGCAUCCUACCAGGAUCCACACGAAAUGGGCCACAGCAGCUGAUGGCUGCUGUGACCUCCUUAAAGUCUGAUGAUGGUGUGGUGCUGGGGAGGGGUGUUUGUAAAUUGUAGUAUUUGCUUCUCUGAGCUGAAGAUAAGUACUUGGCUUGAGAGCGAUGCUGCAACAUGUUAAAUCCCCUCCAAAGCUUUCAACCAAAAUGGAAGAGCUGGCUACGCUGGUAUUCUGCUUGAUGAAGUCAAGUUCUGGUUCAGGGAUCAUCCCGGCCAUCAUUUGGUUGAUUUCUAAAGGCAAUUCAUCCUUGGCUUUUCGGGUCUUUUCUCAUCGCUCAGCAGUUCCUGGAACUCUGGCAGUCUUGGGACUGCUGUGAUGCUGAUUAGUCCUAUCUGUAAAAAAUGAUCUCAGCAGGUUUCAUCCCUGCUUGGUGAGAAAUGAGAAUAACAACCAAAACUCUGGAAUGGUUAUGUUUGUAAACAUGAUGUGGCUGGAUAAACGGUGCUUUUGGAGUGUGUUUGCUUAAGGUCUGGUAUGCAAGUUCUGAAUUCUGGACUUGGUAAUGUAUUGCUCUAUUUGUGUGGAAACUAGUUAUGUUGUCAGAU